Penicillium malachiteum is the source of this 1008-nucleotide messenger RNA. RefSeq names its product FAD-dependent oxidoreductase. The record is from RefSeq and is a predicted model, not a curated record. Gene Ontology annotation, molecular function: oxidoreductase activity. Bases 1 to 1008 code for a protein of 335 amino acids. The transcript is spliced from 3 exons. Gene Ontology annotation, cellular component: mitochondrion. NCBI's taxonomy places the organism in Eukaryota, Fungi, Ascomycota, Eurotiomycetes, Eurotiales, Aspergillaceae.
AUGAGUUCCCUGCGAGAAGACUCCAUCCCGCAUGAGCUGCGUACUGCUGCCGAACCCCGGCAGAACCGACUAUACCCGGUGCGUCUGGCUCAUGUGGAGCAGGUGAAUCGAUCUAUCCGACUUCUACAAUUUGCGAUUCCGCGACAAGAACUGGAAAUUAAUGGUGAUGAACAACAGCCAUUCUCAUUCUUACCAGGCCAAUGGCUAGAUGUCCAUAUCCCAUCUAUUCCCAACGCUGGAGGCUUCACAAUCACAUCAACUCCAGCUGAUGCCCAAAUACUGCCACUACUUCAAAAUCCUGAAGCAGCUAUCAUUGAUGAAUCGGUCACUCCGUCUCCCCCUACCUUUGAGGGUAGAGAACCCUAUGUAGAAUUAGCUGUUCAGGACUCCCCAGGGAAUCCGGCUGCAGCGUGGCUCUGGAAGCCCAAAGAUGAUAUUAUCGGCAAGGGCGUGAAUAUUCGAGUUGGUGGUAGCUUUGUGUGGCCACCAAAUGGUCUAAACGCGAAGAAUGUCAAGAAUGUGGUAUUGAUUGCUGGUGGCGUGGGAAUCAAUCCAUUGAUUUCUAUAUUAUCCCAUCUGAACCAGAUCCAGAAUGCCCAACCGCUGAAUGUCCAUUUCUUAUACUCCAGUCGAGUUCCCCAGAACCAGGACACAAAAGCAACGGACUUCAUCCUGGAUCAGAUUCUUUUCCUACCGCGACUGCGCCAGAUCAUUCGUUCUCAGGGACCCUCAUCUCGACUUCACCUCUCUUUAAGUCUGUUCCUUACUAAUGCAUCUAAGGCUGGUUUCUCAUUGGAGUCGCCAGCUGAUCUUACAAUUUACCCUAGGCGGAUUCGCGAUGAGGAUCUUCGUCUUGCGAUUGAGGGCCAAAGGGGAGAGCUUGAUCCACAGGAAACAGUAGCUUAUGUAUGUGGGCCACCAGCUAUGACGGAUGAACUUGUUGAGCAAAUGCAGGAAAUUCUGGGAGAGGGUGGGAGUCAGAGAGUAUUUUUUGAAAAGUGGUGGUGA